UGAUCGAGUCACGAGAGAAGCACGUUUUAGAAACUAGCUCACCGUUCGUUGCAAAAACCAGUCCAAGUAUUUGGAAAGAGAGCGGAGUCGACCGUCUGCGUUACAUCGACAGAACUUUAACACUGCAAGCAUGGAGAAUCAAGGAAGCUACAGGCUGAACAAAGACCACAGAGUGAGACGAGGUAACCCCUCUGACUUAUGGGCCUGGCGUAAAAACCUCAGGUAUGACAUCCUUGCUCGGUACAGAGGAAUCACAAAGAUGAUUUUUGUGGAGGAAAGUGAGUCUAUGCUCCAAUAUGGAGAUCCCGCCUCCAUUCCAAACGAGGAUUACUCAGGUUUGUGGGCUCUGCGUAAAAAUUACAGAUAUGACCUGCUUUCCUCCCAUAGAGGAAUCACUGAAAUGACUGCUGGGGAGGACGGCCAACAAGUUGAAAUGGCCGUCGCCGCACGUCAGCUACAUAUGGCUGAGACAUCCUACCAGUUCAGUAGGAUAGCGUUCUCCAAAAUCCGAUACAGAAACCCAGCUUCCAUCCCCAGCAAAGACUCGGCUGGUCUGUGGGCUUUGCGUAAAAAAUGCAGGUAUGAACUACUUGCACGCUUCAGGAAAAUUGACAAGUCGAUGAUGGAAGACGAAGCCAUGGACUGCACUGAAGCUACACCAGUGAUGAAAAGAAACCCGGUGAGGUGGGAGUCUGAGCAAAAUCAAGGCUGGACCCCUCACAGGUACCCUUCUGGCUUGAGGAAAACAAAAGAGCCGCACUGGUUCAGAAAAUAUAAUUACAUGGCAAGAAACAGGUCAAAAAUGGCUACCUCAAAGCAACAAGACUUAAAGAGCUCUAACUAUGGAGGCAACAGCAUGAACAGGUCCAACAGCCGAUUCAACGGUUGGCGUCAAAGAAACUGGGGAUCCAGCAAUGGAAAGUAUUUCCCUCAGGCACAAACCCAGAGAACCUAUCCUGGAUACUAUAGGCUCUGUGCUGCAGAGCGGACAAAAUACGGUAGAUCCAAUUUCAGACAGCAAACUGCGAACUGUUCUCGAUACACUCCUGGUAAGGCGUUUACAACCGGCUCCAGUAACAGCUGCAACCACUACCAAGGACCGCUGUGGAACCAAAGAUUGUGUCCACAGCAGGGCCACAGAGGACGUUUUGUCUCAUGGAACCAGACGAGGUUCAGAGGAAAUGUGGUGCAGUCAGGAGGCCGAGGUUGGACCAACAGAAACGGGUCCAACAACUUCCAGGGUCCCCAAACGUUCAGAGGACAAAGAGCGAACAGAUUUUCUUGGCUGGAGGUUGAGAAGCAUUUGAGAUCAGACUCUAAGAUGUGAAUAAUCAUCAUAGAUGGAUUUCAAUGUCACAUCCUCUUCCUAUAAACAGACCUGUCCUAUUUAGGGGGACGUUAGGCCCUACAGCUGGAAUGUAACUUCUCAGUUGUUAGGUGUGAUAAAAUGUUCAAACGGAGGUGUUAGGUAAAUUUUAGGUGCUAGAAUAGCAUGCAAAGAGAUGCAAACAAUGACAUCAAGUAGCAAGAAGCCACCGACUUCCAAACUUUUAGAAUAAGAAGAAAUCUGCAUUUGUCAAUGCAGUUGUCGUAGUACAUUAAAACAAAUCCUGUCUCCGCAUUUAACCCAUAAUCUAGGGAGCAGAGGGCAGCUUUACGUAGCCGGGGUGCAACCUGGGGCUAAGGGUCUUGCUCAGGGACCACGGUGACAGUCUGCAGGGAUUGCAGCCUAUGGAAAAACUUUAAAGGAAAUGAUCCUUCAGUGGAGGUAGGUUAAAGUUACAGCCUUUGACAGCGAUAUGAUAUUGCUAUUGACUGUCAGGACAUUUAACCACCUAAAACUUGCAAAAAGCUUAUUUUAUGCAUUUAUUGCAAUAAAUUCCCCAAAAUUUGCAUUGUUAUCCAUUAAACCAAUGGGGUCUAUUGUCUCCCAAAAAGGGCUGUGGCCGUUGCAUUAGGGAUAAGUACAUAAAUGUUCUGAUCCAUCAAUACAAACCUUUAGGUGAAGAGAGUUUCCCAUCAGAACAUACUUUUCUGUUUAGUUUAGUGAGAAAUAGAGAGAAAGCUUUGGUCUCCCUCCAGAAGAUUGCAUGCUGGCAACUAUGUAGGCUAACAUUAAUUUAUGCUAACUGUUUAGGAGGUGAGUAGCUAAUGUCUUAGGUAAACAAACAUGUCUGUAAUGUUCUGAUUAACACAGCCCACCGAUUUUAACACAUAAAUUCUUGAUGAAGCUUAAUCGAUGUCUGAUCAGAAUGGAAAAGCUUUAUUUUUUAUUCUUGCUGUCUUAAAUUGAUGGUGCCAUACCUUAGAGCAGAUCCCCAAUGGAGGGUAGUGGAGGCAGUCUGCAAAGAAUGAGGCCCCUUCUUUUACUCUCUGACCCAAACCAACAAACUCAGUGGCAGUUUUUGACCCUAUGUUUGUUUAAAGCUUCUCUACUUAAAAUUUAACAGAUCAUUGAAAAAUUAUCCUACUAAAGUCACACUAACUUGUUGAUAAUGAUCCCCCCAACCAAACCUUAUUCAUGCAAUGUUUGUGGCCUUCAUAGUGCAAACCAUGGACCACCCCUAAAAGUGUUUUUUUGAGUGCCUAAAGACAGAAUUUCAUGACUUUUGGAGUUUUACUUGUCCCAAGUGAACAUUUAUACUGUAAUCUUGUCAGCUAAUUGUUUUUUUAAUUAAAAAAGCUC
Fundulus heteroclitus (mummichog) is the source of this 2686-nucleotide messenger RNA. RefSeq lists its product as uncharacterized. The record is from RefSeq and is a predicted model, not a curated record. The transcript is spliced from 3 exons. The coding region runs from base 131 to 1327 and encodes 398 amino acids. NCBI's taxonomy places the organism in Eukaryota, Metazoa, Chordata, Actinopteri, Cyprinodontiformes, Fundulidae.